UGCUCAGGCCACCUCGGCCCUUCUAGCAGGCGCCUCGCCUGUGGCUUGCGGUCAGUGUGAGCUGCAGGGCGUGGACCGACAGGUCUGGCUGUGCCUGACUAGGGUUGGGAGCGGGAGGAAUCUCGCACAACGUGGCCCAGAGUGGCUAGGAGAAAGGGACCUGCGUGUCUGCAGGAGUCCCCAACCUUUCCUGGCGGCGCACGCACUGCCCUGGAGGAUAUCAGGCCCGCGUCCCAGACUGUCGCUGUACAGGGGGUCCGCCUACCACCAGUGAUGCCUAGAUCCUGAUACAUUUGCAUCACCUUCUAUAAACAAGAUGGCAAAAGAGAGAUUGGCUCCAUCUCCAAGCCCAUGAGGAGUAAGGCUCCUUCUGGCCCAAGGAUGGGGAACAUCACUACAGAAAACUCCUCACUAUCUUGCCCCAUUGACCACACCAUCCAUCAGACACUAGCCCCAGUGGUCUAUGUGACUGUGUUGGUGGUGGGCUUCCCAGCCAACUGCCUGUCCCUCUACUUCGGGUACUUGCAGAUCAAGGCCCGGAAUGAGCUGGGAGUGUACCUGUGUAACCUGACCAUUGCAGACCUGUUCUACAUCUGCUCACUUCCCUUCUGGCUACAGUACGUGCUUCAGCACGACGACUGGUCCCAUGGUGACCUAUCCUGCCAGGUGUGUGGCAUCCUCCUCUAUGAGAACAUUUACAUCAGCGUGGGCUUCCUCUGCUGCAUCUCCAUUGACCGCUACCUGGCUGUGGCCCACCCCUUCCGCUUCCACCAGUUCCGCACCCUGAAGGCAGCCAUGGGCGUCAGUGUGCUCAUCUGGGCCAAGGAGCUGCUGACCAGCAUCUACUUCCUCAAUAACAAGGAGGUCACUGAGGACGAGGACCAGCACCGAGUCUGCUUUGAGCAUUACCCUAUCGAGGCCUGGCAGCGUAGCAUCAACUACUACCGCUUCCUGGUGGGCUUUCUUUUCCCCAUCUGCCUGCUGCUGGCCUCCUACCAGGGCAUCCUGCGGGCUGUGCGCCGUAGCCACGGCACACAGAAGAGCCGCAAGGACCAGAUUCAGCGGCUGGUGCUCAGCACCGUGGUCAUCUUCCUGGCUUGCUUCCUGCCCUACCACGUGCUGCUGCUGGUACGCAGCCUCUGGGAGAGAAACUGUGAGUUUGCCAAGAGCAUCUUCAAUAUCUAUCACUUCUCCCUCCUCCUCACCAGCUUCAACUGUGUAGCUGACCCGGUGCUGUACUGCUUUGUCAGUGAGACCACUCACAGGGACCUAGCCCGCCUCCGAGGAGCCUGCCUAGCCGUCCUUACCUGCUCUAGGACAAGCAGGGCCAGGGAGGCCUACCCUCUGGGUGCCCCUGAGGCCUCUGGGAAAAGUGGGGCCCAGGGCGAGGAACCUGAAUUGUUAACCAAGCUCCACUCAGCCUUCCAAACCCCUAGCUCACUGGGAGUGGGAGGGCCCCCCACAGUCGGGUUGGCCUAGCUUGAGUCACAUGUAUGAGGCUAAGUUAGGUCCUAAGCUUUCACCAACAGGCCUUGUGGUCUGGAGCUAGCAUGGUGGCUGUCUCCCACUUUACCAUGUAUAGGUGCCUCUCUCCUCAGGAAGGAACCAUGCAUGGUCUUGGGCCACAGCCAGAUCCCUCUGGCCCCUGGAAGCCUGCUCUGUGUCCUGAGCCUGGGCACUGCUGAGUGUGUGAAUGAGCCCUGUCUCCCCCCAUGUUCUUGGUGGCCACCUGGGCUGCAGAUGGGAGGGAGUCAGAAUUGUCACUUUCAGGAGAUUUGCAAAGAGCAGCAGGCCUGGGGUGUGGAGAGGAGGGUAGGACCCUGCGUGGUCACCUGCCAAGCCUUCCAGUGCCCCUGUUGUCAUAGAUGAUACCAGCCCAAGUGUGCUGUGGACUUGUGUGACACAGGAAGCUGUAUAGACACCGUCAGUACUUGAGCUUGCCGCUAAACUAGUCUAGACCAGAGGACUGGUUAAGGUGAAGAACGGGGGCAGGAUUGGGGCACCAAUAUUGGUGGCUAGGGAUAACAGCAGAGAGGCAGUCAGGGAAGAAGUCCCAGCACCAGACACAUCUCACUUUACAGGACUCGUGGAACAGGGCCCCAACCCCAAGGGUUGAUGGCAAAUAAACCCCCGGGAUCCCUGGAGAGAUGCCAGGGGUCCUUCAAAACAUUGUACUAAAGCUUAAUAAGAAGACUUAGGCCUAAAGCGGUGUCCUUAGCCAAGUUCCUGGCACAGGCUUUUUCUAAUUAGCUUUUUGUGUCUGUCUGGCCUAAGUGUCAGACCUGAGAGUCUAAGGGAGAAGAGAGAGGGAGAAUAUAAAAAUGGCAGGGUGUCCAUGGCAACUGUAUGCCAAGACACUGGUAACCAGGAUCAUGUGUCUGCUGUCAGUAAUUCCUAGCCUUCCUCCCACACACCACAGAGCAUCCAGCAGCCUUUGAGAGGAGUGUGACAGUUUCCCAGCGUUCCUAGGUACAAUAAACUAACAACAACAACACACACACACACACAGUCAUGUCUCAUGACCGCAGGUUUGGCUCAAGCUCCAUUUUGGUAUAGGAGAGUUGGCAGAGAUGGCUGCAUGCCAGAAAGACCUACACCUUCCCCAGCCUCAGUCUGGACCAGGCAAUGGUUGAUAGCUAAAUGUUCUGUGCCUCUUCAUCCCACAAUAUUUCCCCGUUUGACCUGAAAUCCUGGAUUCCCACUGGCUUGGACUGGAACAAGCUAAGCCCAGCUCCCCUUACUAAGGACUGCUGUGUUUUUGUAUUGUCUUCUGUCUUAUGCCAAGUAUCUCUGUGUUGGACUGUGAGGUGGGUUUAUGUAGUGACUUCAGUCUGCAAAUAAAACAAA
Messenger RNA from Mus pahari (shrew mouse), 2847 nucleotides. RefSeq names its product G protein-coupled receptor 68 (gene Gpr68). Bases 352 to 1479 code for a protein of 375 amino acids. NCBI's taxonomy places the organism in Eukaryota, Metazoa, Chordata, Mammalia, Rodentia, Muridae. Gene Ontology annotation, molecular function: G protein-coupled receptor activity. The record is from RefSeq and is a predicted model, not a curated record. Gene Ontology annotation, cellular component: membrane. The transcript is spliced from 2 exons. Gene Ontology annotation, biological process: G protein-coupled receptor signaling pathway; cellular response to pH.